Molecule: messenger RNA, 1939 nt
Organism: Dufourea novaeangliae
Lineage: Eukaryota; Metazoa; Arthropoda; Insecta; Hymenoptera; Halictidae
Product: aminoacylase-1-like
Exons: 5
Coding region: 40-1245 (401 amino acids)
Biological process (GO): amino acid metabolic process
Cellular component (GO): cytoplasm
Molecular function (GO): aminoacylase activity
Source: RefSeq, a predicted model, not a curated record
UCCGACGCGGCGAUUCACCAGGCACCCAUCCGUCACGCAAUGUCCCCGUCGUCCCAGGCUCAGCUGGACGCAACAGCUGUAGAAAAUUUUCGCGAGUACCUGCGUAUACCGUCCGUCCAGCCGGACAUCGACUACAAUGACUGUGUCAACUUCCUGCGCAAACAAGCCAAGUCCCUUGACUUGCCCGUUAAAGUCUACUAUGCCCACCCAAACAAACCAAUUGUGGUUCUCACAUGGGUAGGCACGAAUCCAAUGGAAACAUCGAUUCUUCUGAACAGUCAUAUGGAUGUUGUGCCUGUCUUUGAAGAGAAAUGGACGUAUCCGCCGUUCAGCGCUCACAUGGACGAGCAAGGGAACAUUUAUGCCCGUGGCAGUCAGGACAUGAAAUGCGUCGGAAUACAGUACCUGGAAGCGAUACGUCGAAUGAAACUGGCUGGACAACAGUUGAAGAGAACGAUCCACGUUUCGUUCGUGCCUGACGAAGAGAUCGGUGGGGUUCUUGGCAUGAAAGAUUUCGUGCACACCAAGGACUUCCAGGAUCUGAAUGUUGGUUUCGCGCUGGACGAAGGUGUAGCCUCACCUGAGGAAUGUUUCUACAUGUUCUACGGCGAGAGAUCCAUCUGGCAUGUAGAAAUCGAGUGUAAUGGCACUCCUGGACAUGGAUCCCUUCUGUUGGACAACACGGCUGGCGAAAAGAUCAGAGUGAUAAUUGACCGUUUCAUGGACUUGAGAACGAAAGAAAAAAAAAAGAUGGCAAAUCCUAAACUCCUUCCUGGUGAUGUUACAUCUAUUAACUUAACGCAGUUGAAGGGUGGCAUACAAACGAACGUUGUACCAACCACGUUGUCUGCUGUCUUCGACAUUCGUCUGGAUCCUUCUGUUGAUCACGAUGAGUUCGAAGCGAUGAUCAAGACAUGGUGUCAGGAAGCUGGUGAAAAUGUUACGUACUCGUUUGAACAAAAGAAUCCGAAAAUCGAGAACACGAAGCUAGAUGACAGUAAUCCUUAUUGGGUUGCUUUUAAGAAGACCUGCGACGAUUUGGGAAUAACUUUGCAGAUUGGAAUCUUCCCCGGUGGAACAGACAGUCGCUAUGUGCGAGAAGUCGGAAUUCCAGCGAUUGGUUUUUCACCCAUGAACAAAACGAAAAUUCUCCUCCACGAUCACGACGAGUAUUUGAACAAAGAUACCUACUUGAAAGGCAUUGAAAUAUACAUGAACAUAAUACCAGCGGUGGCCGACGUUUAAACGGCCAAUGAACUGAAUGAAAAUACGUCCACAGUGUCUUGAACGAACCAAAGCUAUAAGAUAAAAAGCGAUAAAAGCAUCAACAGUAGAUAAAGAGCAAAGGGGAAAGGUUGAAUGAGAAACAACAUAUUAAUAUAUGUCGUUAAAAUAUUAAUAUCUGAAGCUGAAAUAUUCCAGAUAGAGUUUUAAGAACGUUGUAGAAAGUUCAGAGUUUAUAAUCGUUAAAUAUACAAUUUAAUUGCUUGUUACAAGAAGAUGGAAACCUACAAUCGUAUAUUAAGUAACAGGCGAAUUGGGUAACAGUAAGUUGAAAGAAAAAAAAAGAUUGUCCACUAAAUAACGAAAACAUUGAUGGGACCGUUUGAACAAAUUCAGAGAAGGUAUAUCAAGAAAAUAGUAUUUAUCGAAUAUUUUUUGCGACUCUUUUAAGUCGAGGUGUUUUAAUUGUACAAAAAGAAGCUGGUUGAGAUUCAAUUUUCUAAGUCAAAAACAACACACUUUAGUAAUAGAGACUCAAGUGCCAUGCUAAAUCAACGAAUUAUUGUAAAAAUUUUAUACACUUGUUUAUAUGUAAUUGUUUCAUUCUUUUUUAAAUCAUAUAUAUUUUAUGGAAACUGCCACAACGGUGAGUGAUCCGUGGUAAUUAUAUAUAUUUUUAUUCAGAGUUCAAACAAAUAUAAUGGAAGGAUGUAGA